GAGGAUCGCGAGGUGGGGCCCGGGCCGUCUCGCGACGCCGCCAUCUUCCUCAGGGCGGGAUCCCGCGCGCUUUUCCCACCCCCACCACUCUCUUUUUUUUAAACGAAAUAAUUUAAUCAAAGCGAAUGCCAUCGCCGCCACCACCACCACGGCGAUUGUAACCGCUUCAUCCUGCUAUCCUGCCGUCGCGAGCCCGUUCUGACAUUCGUAAAACAAUGUCUGGAAUAGCAUUGAGCAGAUUGGCCCAGGAACGUAAAGCGUGGAGAAAAGACCAUCCGUACGGUUUUGUCGCGGUUCCUACAAAAAACCCUGAUGGGACACUUAACCUCAUGAACUGGGAGUGUGCUAUCCCUGGGAAGAAAGCUACCCCUUGGGAAGGCGGACUGUACAAACUGCGAAUGCUCUUCAAAGACGACUACCCUUCCUCGCCUCCCAAAUGCAAAUUCGAGCCGCCUCUUUUCCACCCCAACGUGUACCCAUCGGGUACCGUGUGCCUCUCCAUCCUGGAAGAAGACAAGGACUGGAGGCCGGCCAUCACCAUCAAGCAGAUCCUGUUAGGAAUCCAGGAACUCCUCAAUGAGCCCAACAUCCAGGAUCCAGCCCAAGCAGAGGCAUACACCAUUUACUGUCAAAACAGGGUGGAGUACGAGAAGCGAGUCCGUGCGCAAGCAAAGAGGUUUGCCCCGUCGUAAAAAGGCCCACGUUGCACCACGCCGGGCAAGAAGAACGUCGUCUCCGUUUGGAAAGCGAGAAAGAAACAAGCCGACGAGCUUGUGCCUUGGCGAUCGAUUUCACCUGCAUUCGCUAUGCAUUUUAUUUGGUCCCUUUAAGCAGUUUUGUCAACAACAAAAAAACCGGCAAAUCUCGAAGAGACUCCGGCACAUUACAGACUUGUCUCAUCAGCGCCGCGCAGAAGUAAAGGGGGCGUGUUUACCUUAAGGAAGACGGUCGGUCGACGUAGGUUAGCGCUCUAGAUAAUGUCUUCAUCUUUAAAGCAGUAGUGGGUUAACUGCUUCCUUUUGAGUUGUAAAGCGUUAUGCUUGAAGCUUUAUAAAAGUGAAGCAGGCUAUAAGCAGUGUAUCUAGGCUAUGUUCUUGUUUAAUUUUUGUUAGGUCUGUUUGGAUUUAUUUUUGUUCUGAGCAAGAAGAAUGGGUACCUGCGGCACAUUUAAAUUGUAAAUUUCAUUGGGUGUAUUUUCAGGUGGUGUUUUCCGUUGCGGAUGUUCCAUUUGAAGUAUAUCGUGAAUUUAUCCCCUGGCAAUAAAUACAUCUGAACCACAUCUAUUGAUUGUGUGUUCAAGCCGGCGUUUUUCAGAGGUGCCAAUGUAAAGCUGAAAUUGAAUACAAUUGCUAACCUUGGUGGCAAAAACAUUUCGAGCAACCAGUCAUGUGCAAUCUGGAAAAUCCGGUCUGGCACUUGUAGUUCACUUGGAGUGCAGUUCAGCUGAAAGAUCUGCGUUUUACUUUUUUAAGUUGCCUGUCGGUUUAAAUUAACACGUGAACCACUGCUUUUUAGAAAAGCCCAAAAUUAAAGGAUCCCUCUAUUCUCUGUUGGUAAGAUAUCUGCUGCAAGUUGCAAAGACUCUUAUUACUCAUUUAAAUAUAUUCCCUUUUUAACAAUGAUGGUCAGAGUUGGGUGGACAGUAAAGGUAACAAUGUUCCAAAAAGCUUUCUUGUUCUCUGGAGAACGGCCAAAUGUUGCAUUGUCAAGGUGACACUACUAAGUAAAUGACAUUUGUGGGUGCUUAAACAUGCUCUUGAAUUUAAUGUUAAAAGUUGGUCCCUUUGUGUCACUACCUUGACUGAACAGACCCAGUAGGCAUGGGUGUGCAUCUUGUUCUGUUAAGCCAUGCCUGUGUUUUCUGGUUAUUGUGUACAGGUAAACAGUAUAAAAAAUAUCAACUCGUUGUACAUUUGUGGAUGGCAUCUGCCGGAAAAAAUGCAGAAACUAUCUUGAAUUGUUUACUUAAUGUCGUGUUUUUCCAUUAAUUCGGGUUAAGGGCCAUCGGAUAAACAGACCUGAAUUAUGUACACCGAUGUAUAGUUGGAGAACGUAUCUCUAUAUGAGGAAAGGUUGUGUGGGAUUUUAACUUUGUGCUUUUUGAUACGCUUCAGUGGGGCCGUCUCAGAUCUGCAGAAAUUUCUGAACUCCACAGCAGGAGCACCCUGUGUCAGCAGGGAAAAGUGCCAUUUAUUUUUGUUCCUGCUGUAAAAUAUUAAUUUGCUAUUAAAUACGGUAACAGCCCCUGACAUGGCUUGUUUAAGGAAGAUGCAAACCAACCGCGAAUGGUUUCCGUAGACAUGUAUAUCAGCUUUGUCUGCCGGGUUAUCCAACACGAAUAAAUUUAAAGCUUUGCUAAGAGAGAGGAAAACAAACGCUCUAAAGUUAGUCGAGCAUUGCAUUGACGUUACAACAUGAACAUGGCAUUGCUAUCAUGAUGUGCUUUAGCUUAACUUUACAGUAUGAGCGACGCUUCGAGUAUAUGCUGGACAAACUAGGAUACAGGUGAUAUAUGCAUCUACAAGAUAACAAUAAGAUAAAUACUUGCAACGAACAAACGCUUUUUUUUGCCUUGUCUGGUGACUGAAAUUAAAUAGGUAUUUUCACUGCAAAUUACUGGAAAGUCAAGGAAUAGUGCUCUUAGUGUGCUCUUGGUAAAUUAGUUUUCUGCUGAGUGGCACUCAAUCGUUAUCGCGCAAUUUAUUUUAGUACCUUUUGUUGCACCAUAAAACGAUGCCUCCAUUCUGGACAAAAUGAAAAAAGUUGGUGUUGCUGGCCGUAAACAUGUGCAUGAUUUUGUUAUUGUCAUUUGUGAAUGGGUUUCUUUUUCCAAUUUGGAAAAAUAUCUGAUUAAUUCUAGCAGGAAGGGGAUCAUGGGAAUGAUGAAUAUGCUUAUUUUUCUGAGGUACCAACACAGGCAAUAUGCAAUGAUAGCAGUUGAAGCCCACUUAAAGGGAAUCUGAAGGGGACAUUUGUUUGAAUAUGCAUUUUACUAUAUUUCACCGUGAUCUGAUUUAAUUGUAAUUAUAUAUGUAAACCUGUUUCACUGAGGUUAAAAUUAAACACUGCACGUAUUUAAUGUUUGUAAUAGGUAUAACGCCUGACACGGCAGCAAUACCAACACAGUUAAUGUUAUCCUUUCAAUUUGGAGGUAAUAUUUUCCUUGAAUGUAAAUUUUGUGAUAUUUUAUUUGGACAAAAAUAUGAAAUGCCCCGCAAUUAUGGGACAAGUGAAACACUUUCUGAACCCCUUAUUUUUAACGCAGAGCAGUGAUGAAUUGAAUUAAUAAACAUUGUCUACAACUUGGGUGAUGUGUGAUACAGAUGGCAAAUGACCAUUAGUUAACUCGGGUCAAGAAUCAAAAUAAGACCAUUCUUUUCGAGUUCGGUGCAAAAAAAUAUCUAUUCCAAGAGACGCAAUGCACGUGAAUACGAGACGGUGGUCCUUAACGUAAACAGGUCCCUGCAGGGUGGGCUGGUAGGAACAUUGGAAUUUUGCGCAAUUUUAUUUUUACAGCCCAACAGCACGAGAUUUCACUUCGUUAAAGUAUUGAAAGGGGACGGACGAACGGACGGACGGACACAUUAAUCUAUUGCAGGCUGGUACACUCAGUUUACAACUUCGUUCCUACCAGUAUAAAGCAGUUCCUUAAAGAGCUGCAUGUGGCUCCGGACCCGCGAGUUUCCGACCCCCCCCCCCCGAGUUAACCGAAGCGAAAUGUGUUAAAAUAUCCACCGUGAAUUCGAAGCGUAAACUUAAAUUCGCCAACAGUUAAUUUUUACUUAAAUUUUGCCGCUUUGUAAUAUGUAUGAUUAUACGGUGACGUUUUUUCGCCCACGUGAUUUAGUCUCCAGUACGAGUUUGCCGUAGGUUAAAUUCUGACGUCGCAGUUUUUGGAAGAAUAUCGUUUGUACAGGGGAACCCGACGUGUGAGCUGAGCGUGCAGGUCUCGAUUCGUACGUGGUGCUUUAUAACAGGCUGUGCACAUCUUAACCUCUGAACGUGUUACUUUGCCGAAUAAACUCUUUGAAUAAACGCACCUGCGAUCUUCUUCUACGGGGGGUGGAUAGUGCUAAAUAUCGGUUGUCUUUUUGCCUGCGUUUUAAUUAUUGUAACCACAGCUUUUGUCUAUGCUAGUAUUGUAUUCGGGAUGAGUGUCGGGAUUAUAAAAUGUAUUUUUAACGAUAAUUUUCUGUUCGGUUUUUUCGGCUAAAUCUGUGUAAUGUCACGUGUGCUAACAAAAGUGAUGUCACUCGAUGCCACCUGACACUGUCAAAAGCAUGGACAUGAUGAAGUGAACAUUCCCUGUGACGUCAUACUUUUGGAACAAUCCGAGACGAAAAAACUAUUUGUGAUCAUACAUUUUGUCCAACAUUUUUAAAGAUGAAUUUGAACGUUGUAAACACACCCUUAUACAUUUUUAUAUUUGAUAAUGUAACCGAUUGGAAAUGUGUUGUGGAUGAAUAUUGACCAAAUAACAACACGUUUUAAUAUAUAUUUAGGAGAUCGACUCGUGUACCACCAUUUCUUAUGUUCUAAACCACAUUAAAGCUGACUAGUUUGAUAUG
Molecule: messenger RNA, 4568 nt
Organism: Petromyzon marinus (sea lamprey)
Lineage: Eukaryota; Metazoa; Chordata; Hyperoartia; Petromyzontiformes; Petromyzontidae
Gene: UBE2I
Product: ubiquitin conjugating enzyme E2 I
Source: RefSeq, a predicted model, not a curated record